CCCCACGCAUGCUCGCGGCCGCCACCGCGCCGGAGCGGAGCGGAGCGGAGCGGGACGGGACCGGGCGGCAGCCGCCGCCGCUGCAGGGUCUCCAGGCCACGUCCCCGCAGCCCCGGGAGCCGCAGCAGCACCUGAAUCCCGCGCCUGGCUCGACCACGCCGGGGGAAGGCUGGCUUUUGCGGAUUAGCAUGGGAGAAGCCUUCCCCGGGCAUGGGCAGCGCUAAGGAGCCCGAGGGCUUUCAGCUGCUGAGCCGCGAGGCCGAGGACGCCUGCGAGCCCGGCGCCCCGGGCUGCCCGUCGGUGGGUGAGCGCCUGCCCAGCUCCGGCUGCGCCGCGGGUGGCCGUGCCAUGAGGAACUGCUGCGGGGCUGAGCCCGAGGCCCCGAGCCCGGCGGAGAAGGUGCCGGUGCCAACAGGACCAGUUCCUGGCACACUUGGGAGCGCGGCGACGGCGGGGAGCUGCGGGGCACCCGUCGGCACCGCCCUUGCCUGCGGUCCCGCGGGCCCCAGCACCCCAAAGGAGAAAGCCGCCUCCGUGCCCCCCCUGCCCGAGCCCUGCCUCAAGGCGCCCAGCAGGGACGCGGGGAGCGCGCCGGCUCCGGCCAAGCACGUGGCGUUCCUGGAGCCGGCCACGGGAGCACCGGGGACCGGCAGCCCCCUGAUGCCAAGCCAGGAGCAGCCCCAGGGCGGCACAGACACGUCCCCGGGUGCUGCCCCCCAAGCGGGGGGUGCUGAGGCUCCCAAGCCCCCCCAGGGAGGCACGGCCGCUCCCCCCGGCGGGGGUCAGGGCAGAGCCGAGGGGAGCGCGGACGCCGAGAGCAGCCAGCAGCCCCGGACAGCCAAGCUGCUGUGCGAGUCCUACUCGUUCGAGGUGACCCCGCCGCAGGAUGCCGGGACGCAGGACAUGGGGACGCAAGUGGACAGCCGAGCGUCCCUGGUGUCAGUGGCCCUGAGCCCCAUGAGCCCCCCGGACGGGGCUGCCGCCUUCACCUUCCCCAAGAGAGAGCCGGGCUCCGCCGGCGCCUCGCACCCGGGGGCAGCGCCCUCCAAGAAGGACGCGGAGAUGCAGGUGUCCAUGCCCGUGGAGACCCGCUCGGUGGCCACCGGGCCCAUGACGCCAGUGGCCAAGUCCCCGCAGGCCUCGUACCCCGAGGUACACGUGAAGGGGGCGGUGGAGGAGGCUCCGGAGCCCAUCCGGGAGGUGAGCUGGGACGAGAAGGGGAUGACGUGGGAGGUGUACGGGGCCUCCAUGGAGGUGGAGGUGCUGGGCAUGGCCAUCCAGAAGCACCUGGAGAAGCAGAUCGAGGAGCACGGGCGGCAGGUGGUGAUGACCCCGCAGAGCACCCGCGCCAGCUCCGUCAAGGGAGCCCCCCGCAAAAGCGAGGCAAAGAGGCAGCCCAGCGUCUUUCGGGCUCUGCUGCAAAACGUCCGGCGGCCCCGGUGCUGCUCCCGCGCCGGCCCUGCCAUGGAGUGAGCCGGUGCCCGCUCCAGCAGGACGGGGGGGACUCGGGGAGGGGACCCUGCCCCGCUGUCCCGAGACGCCUGCUGCCGGUGUGCAGGGCUCCCGGGGCGGGUGGCGACGGAGCGCUGCAGGCGGGGACGAGGCAUCUCCUUCGCCGGGGAUCCCCCCGCCAGCAGUGGCCGAGGACAUGAUGCUGGUGGCACCUCUCGGACCUGGCAGGGGCUCACAGCGGGACACGGGCAGGUCACUGCUGGCUCCCCCCAGCUCCAGCCCCGCACCGCGGGCAGCAGCGUCGCUGCCUGUGCUGGAGAUGCUGCUGCAUCACAGUGCCACCCGCCCCUGGCUGUGCCCACCCCAAAAAAUGGAUUUGCUGGAGGGAUCGUGGGGCCAGCCACAACUAGGACAUGGAGCCCGUGUGCUCAGGGCCACGGGCUGCUUGUCCCCGUCACUGUGGCUGGAGGCGCUCGGGGAGGCUGUCCCCAUGGCCCCCCGCCCUCCUUGGCUGUGUCAGAGCACGGGGCACAUCCUUGUCCCCGUCACAGCUGGCGGUGGGGACGGUGCCCACCCUGAUGCCGUGUCCGUCCUGCCUGCCCAGCCCCGCUGCCACGAGCAGGACCCCGGUGGGUGCCCGCGAUGCCCCGGGCAUGUGUCCCUGUGCGGGUUCCCGGGCCCACUUGCUGCUCUCCCGGCCAGCAGCCAGGGCCACGCUGGCUGCAAAGCGCUGCCACUUUUUACCACUGGGUUUUUGCAGGGGUGGUGGGGAUAGGGGGCUUUUACUGAACUGUGUUUGCAUUUUUGGAGCUUUUUAAGAGACAUUUUCAGCUGCGAGCCACCUCCUCCCCAGCGGCCUGCGGGGCCGUGGCUCUUUUGAAACACUUUUCCUACGUCCCUGCCGUGCUGGGAAGCUUUGGGAGCAGAGGGUCGGCGCACCGGGGGGCGAGCAUCCCCCUGCCAGCAGCACCGCGGCGUCCCUGCUGCGCCGUGGGACCCGGCACCUCAUCCUCCCUCCAGCCCGGCCCCAGCAGAGGACUGGUCCCACAGGGCCCCAGGAGCUGGGCGAGCACCAGAGCUGCGGGAGGCUGCAGCGGGGGCUGCUUGGGAGCCCCGUGCCCGUGCAGCAUCCCCGCCUGUCCCCUGCCCUCCAGCCCUGCGCUGCAGCACACCGGUACUGCGGCUUGGUCCCCGACUUUCUUCUUUUUCCUCUUCAUUUCUUUUUUUGUUGGGGGGUGGGGGGAGGAAGGGGAGGGCGGACUAAACUUGUCAGUUUGGGUGUUGGGUAAUAAAACCUUGCAGAAAGCUGUG
Molecule: messenger RNA, 2763 nt
Organism: Cygnus atratus (black swan)
Lineage: Eukaryota; Metazoa; Chordata; Aves; Anseriformes; Anatidae
Gene: GPRIN1
Product: G protein regulated inducer of neurite outgrowth 1
Exons: 3
Coding region: 211-1473 (420 amino acids)
Biological process (GO): neuron projection development
Cellular component (GO): plasma membrane
Source: RefSeq, a predicted model, not a curated record